AUGACCAAGUCUCCAGAAAUGCUGCAAAAGUACUUGGAGGAGGUGGAAGCAGCUGCCGAAGAGGUAAUCUGUGACCGACAAGAGAUUAUCACUCUUGAUCGUCGACGUAACACCAAUAGGGAGGCGCUGCGGCAGCUACGAAACAAUAAUUUAACUGGCCACAGCCUUACUAGCAAGACGUGGAUCUGCGUCGGCAAUAUGUUUAUAAGGAUGCCAAAGAAUCAAGUAACUGAAAAUAUAGAGAAAGAACAAAAGCAACUGGAUACAGAAAUCAACAACUUGCGUAAUGGACUCUGCAGCAAAGUCAACUACCUGAAUGACUUGGAGCACAAGCAAAACGUAAUCGGAACAAACCUAAAAGCUUUGUCUCCUGAAGACUGGAAAGCUGUGAAACAGGUCCUGGGCCAGUGA
Messenger RNA from Procambarus clarkii (red swamp crayfish), 411 nucleotides. It is a transcript of the gene Pdrg1, whose product is annotated as Pdrg1 prefoldin-like subunit. The record is from RefSeq and is a predicted model, not a curated record. Lineage: Eukaryota; Metazoa; Arthropoda; Malacostraca; Decapoda; Cambaridae.